Erythranthe guttata (spotted monkey flower) is the source of this 1736-nucleotide messenger RNA. The record is from RefSeq and is a predicted model, not a curated record. Lineage: Eukaryota; Viridiplantae; Streptophyta; Magnoliopsida; Lamiales; Phrymaceae.
UUCUCGGUACCUCGCAAUUGGGCUACAAAAAGAGUAUGCAAAUUAGAUGGCCCAAUGGGCGAAGGACACGUCAUCAAUAGUUUGAUUAUUGUCUUGCAUGGUUUUCUUGUUAAAGAAUCAGCAAAGCCAAGUGUAUAAGUUGCCUAAGAAGAAAGAAAGCAAACAGAGAAUCACUUAAUGCAACUUUUGGAAGCCAUGCUUUUCCAUACUCAAAACAGCUUAUAAUCAUAUUUAUUCUCUUUUCAUCCAUCUUUUCUAUUUCUCACAAUAUUUCAACUUCUUGAUCCUUCUUUUCCUACAUAACUCAUAUUGGAUAAUAAUAGGAGUUUUCAAAAAAAAAAAUUAAUAAAUAAAAAAUAAAAAAUCAUGUCUUUGAGCCCUCCAAAUGCAACAAGUGGUAAUGGAAAUAGACACUUUAACCUCUAUUGGUGUUACCAUUGCCAUCGAAUAGUCCGAAUUGCAUCUCGCGAUCCCUCCGAAGUCAUUUGUCCUCGUUGCUUCGGCCACUUCCUCUACGAAAUCGACAUGGCAAGGCCUCGGCCCGUUCUCGAAUUCACUGCGUUCGAUCCCUCCCCCGAGGCCCGUAUUCUAGAAGCACUUGCCCUAAUCCUUGAUCCACCGCUCGGAUUGCGUAAUCGAAGGGGAGAACCAUCCGGAGCUAACCGGGCGCCACGUUCGGGCUUGGUAAGGACCCGUGGGCGGGGGAGGUGGUUUCAGCCGAGGAGGCGGCGGAACAAUUUGUUCGAUGAGGACGACGAUGAUGAGUGGGGCCCGGAAAGUGGGAUUUUGGCCCGACCCAGAACGUGGAUCAUCGUCGGACCAACGGGCCCGACUCGGGCGGGGCCGGGCCCACCUCGGGAGAGACCGGUCCCACCCAGCGUGGACCCUCGAGACUACUUCGCUGGGCCGGGACUGGAAGGGCUCAUCGAGGAACUAACACAAGAAGAUAGGCCCGGCCCGCCACCUGCGCCCGAUUGGGCGAUCGAUGCCCUUCCGACGAUUAAAAUCAGGUCGGCCCAUUUGGAAACGGGCCCGGAAUGCCCCGUUUGUAAGGAGGAGUUAACGGUUGGGAUGGAAGCGAGGGAGCUACCGUGCGGCCACGUGUACCAUUCCAAUUGCAUCGUCCCGUGGCUGAGGCUCCACAAUUCUUGUCCAGUCUGCCGCCAAGAACUCGCCGUUAAUCAAUGCGGAGAUCAUCGAGAAAGCGAUUCCGACGAGUCUCACGGAGGCAGGGAUCAGCGGUGCUGGCGGCUGGCCAAUAUGUGGCCCUUUCGGUCGAGGUAUCGGCCACUCGACUCGCACGGAGAAGGGCCAGCUGCCUCUUCACAGCACCACGGUGAGCAUUAAACUUGUGUGUAUACAUUAGGGCUUCGUGCAUGGCAACCAAACGAGCCCCUAACUACGUAUAAAAACGAACGAAGACGAAAUAUAUAUAGAUAUAUGUUGGAUGAAACAAUGUAAAUAACACCAAUAUUUUUAUCCUAUGUUGUAAUAACUAAGCUCUAUUUGAUUGUUUUAAUUAGGAGCGGAUACAUGGAGGUGCAGUAUUCUCUAAAGCUAGUGCUGACAAUUGGGCCGUGAGUCGAGUCUGGGUCGACUCAAAUUCAUAUACUAUUGGGUCGACUCAAACUCAUAUAUCAUCGGAUCUUGUUAUUUUAGGCUCAAGCUCAAAUAUCGUUUGGCCUCAUUUUUAUAGGCUCAAACUCCACUCACGUAUUUUUCGAAUUUCGGGUUUA